This is a messenger RNA of Danaus plexippus (monarch butterfly), 6054 nucleotides long. It is a transcript of the gene gish, whose product is annotated as casein kinase I. Gene Ontology annotation, biological process: peptidyl-serine phosphorylation; signal transduction; positive regulation of canonical Wnt signaling pathway. Gene Ontology annotation, cellular component: plasma membrane; nucleus; cytoplasm. The transcript is spliced from 15 exons. Gene Ontology annotation, molecular function: ATP binding; protein serine/threonine kinase activity. The record is from RefSeq and is a predicted model, not a curated record. Lineage: Eukaryota; Metazoa; Arthropoda; Insecta; Lepidoptera; Nymphalidae. The coding region runs from base 768 to 2300 and encodes 510 amino acids.
UGCAUACUGUGUUUUUAUCUGUUAACAUAUUGAAUUGUAACAAAGUUCUGUGAAUUAACUGAUAUGGGAUCUCUCUAAAAUAUUUGUUGUAAAACGAUUUGUGCCGACAGAUAAUUUUAUUUGGGUUGACUUCACACAUCGAAAAGGAACUGUCACUUGCUAGGUUUUUCCGAUUGUUAUUUCACUUUUUAAACCGACAUCCAUUAUUAAUGACGAAAUUUAACACGCCCUUUGGAUAAAUUUGGUCGUUGUGUUAGUAAAUGGUACACCACCUAUAAAGCUUGUUGUUACUCUUCAGUGAACAUAACAUUGGCACGACGACCUAUAAUAAUCUUUCUCAUUUCUUUCCGGAUGAAUUGUAGCAAAUGUAUGGUUCUAAAGAAUAAUUUGUAAAAAAAUAUUUUGAUCAAUUCAAACAUUCCUUUUGUAGCUAAGGUCGCGAGUCGCCGAAACAUCUACAUUGUGGUUGCAGUGACGAAAAUGAUUUUGAGAUAAAUUUUAAAACAGUGUAGUGUUUACUGGCAAGAGAAGAAAAAAAAAUUGCAAUAUUUAAAAAGGUGUCGGGUGUGCUAUGUCGAUAUUGCAGUGCAGUGUUUGGAUGCUGUGAUGGACUGCGGCGUGUUACGACCACUGACGGUCGGCUCUUGGAGUGUCAAGUGCUGGUCAUAGCCUGCACAGCAUACAAGUAUUAUGAAUAAACGUGAGGGUACCAAGGACAAGGAACGUCAGAGCGACGACAAAAGAACUUCCACAAUUUAAAUUACUCGAUGGUGGGCUGUGGAAGACUUAUGGCCUAUGGCGUAACCGGUGCGGUGGGCGGGCGCGGCGUGGGCGGGGGCAGCACGAUGCACACGUCGCGGCACUCGGUCACCUCGUCCUCGGGCGUCCUUAUGGUGGGGCCAAACUUCCGCGUCGGCAAGAAAAUUGGCUGCGGGAACUUCGGCGAGCUUAGGCUCGGGAAAAAUCUAUACAACAAUGAACACGUAGCUAUUAAGAUGGAACCUAUGAAGUCGAAGGCUCCACAACUACAUCUAGAGUACAGAUUUUACAAGUUAUUAGGAACCCACGCGCCGUCUACGGCCGAGGGGAUCCCGGAGGUGUAUUAUUUCGGGCCGUGCGGUAAAUACAAUGCAUUGGUAAUGGAACUUCUCGGACCCUCGCUGGAAGACCUCUUCGAUCUGUGCGGGAGGCGGUUCUCUUUAAAGACAGUGUUGAUGAUAGCAAUGCAACUCUUGCACCGCAUCGAAUACGUUCACACUAGACAUCUUAUAUACAGGGAUGUGAAGCCGGAGAAUUUUUUAAUAGGUAGAACUACGAGUAAAAGAGAAAAAAUCAUACACAUCAUUGAUUUCGGUUUGGCCAAAGAAUAUAUAGAUUUAGAGACAAACAAACAUAUCCCAUACCGGGAACACAAGUCGCUGACGGGGACCGCGAGAUAUAUGUCGAUAAAUACACAUUUAGGAAAAGAACAAUCUAGACGCGACGACCUCGAAGCUUUGGGACAUAUGUUUAUGUAUUUUUUACGUGGCUCGUUACCGUGGCAGGGUUUAAAAGCUGAUACACUCAAAGAAAGAUACCAAAAAAUCGGUGACACAAAAAGGGCGACGCCCAUAGAGGUGUUGUGCGAGGGUCAUCCCGAGGAGCUAGCGACCUAUUUACGUUACGUGCGUAGAUUGGAUUUCUUCGAGACGCCAGAUUACGAUCAACUCAGACGUAUGUUCAGAGAUCUGUUCGAGAGACGGGGAUAUGUGGACGACGGGGAAUUUGAUUGGACCGGCAAAACUAUGUCAACUCCGGUGGGUUCUAUUCAAACUGGUCAUCAGGAGAUAGUGGUUUCACCAAACAGGGAUAGACAUCAGCCUUUCCAUAAGGAUGAUUUGUGUGAUUAUAUUAUGGGUUUGGUUGUGGACGAUGAGGCGGCGCUUAUAUCUGAGGUUAAGGACUCCGGUACUGGCGGGACGACCAACACCGGCAACUGGCCACACAGCGGCAAGGCAACACCCAUCACAACGGGACACCUCACACCGGCUGAUAGGCACGGAUCAGUACAGCUAUUGAAGAAUAAGCAUUUUCGGUAUGUGAAAUUUCCCGGCUCGGUGUCAACGGUGGUGUCGUCUACUAACGGCGAGCUGGGGGCCGACGACCCCACGGCCGGUCACAGCAACACCCCCAUAACACACCACGAGGUCGACGUCGUGGACGACACCAAGUCAGUGUUACAACUGCAAUCCGUUUAUUCCAGGUGCUGUUGUUUCUUCAAACGCAAAAAGAAGAAGUGCGCGACCCGCGCGUACAAGUGACGUCACACCGACGGCUGACAAACAACACUCACAACAACAAUAAUAUAAUACAUAUAUAUAUAUUAUAGUGUAUGAAACACGUUGCUUUAUGUUAACGGUAUAUUGAUUUAGGGUUGUCAACUUUGAUGAUUCAAUGAUAUAGGGCUGUCAAUUUUGAUGAUCAACUAAUUGAGGGUUGCCAAAUUUGAUGAUUCUCUAACUUAGGGUUGUCAACUUUGACGAUUAACUAAUUUAUGGUUGUCAUCGUUGAUGAUUCCCUGAAGUAGGUUUAUCAGUUUUGAUGUUUCAAUAAUGUAAUUUGUCAAAAUUUGAUAAUUAAUUAGCUGUUCAUUAAACAGCGUCGGAUUAAUUUAAUCGUAUUUAAUUUUUAUUUUUCUGCCAAUAUCACAGUUAACAUGUAUUACGUGAUACUUAUUAACAUGUUUGCAUUAUGAUUAUAGAUUUUAUUUUCUCUAAUAUUAUUUUGAUUGUACCGAGCUGUUAACGAGUUAUUCUCAAACUCUAAUGGACUUACUUAAUGACUAAAUAAGCACAUUUAAUCCAAAGAGUCUGUCUGUUACAGUUGGAUAUUGCUCAAUAGAAAUCUGGAAGGCCUAUUAGUAUUAAGCGGUCUUGUACUUCAUAUGAAGACUUUUGUUGUUUUUUUUUUUUGUUAAAUUCACUGUCAUUAUUAUUUAUGAUUUCAUGUUUACAAAUAUUGGCAUUCUUCAACAUUUCAUAUAAUUUAAUUUCUCUUAGAUGAAUAUUUUGAUGUAAUAAUAACAUUUACAAAAUUUUUUAUUGUAUUAUUUACAAUGGUGGCAACCCUAAUUCAACGAAUGAGAGCAUUUAUUCAUGUGCACGGACAUUUAGUAUCAGAUAACUUAAUAUAGCUGACAUCAUUACUAUCGAUAACAAGAUAAUAUGGAAUUAAUAUAAUGUAUUAUGAAUUUAUGGUGCAUAUUGGUAAAUGGAAAUGGAAAAUAGUCUGGAAUUUUUUAAAUAUUGGAAUUUAGUAAUGAAGUCAGCGGCAUCACGUGUAACGGACGUUUAUGAUUCACUGUAACGGCGUAGUAUCACCAGAAUCUGUUUUAUAUAUCCGUCGCUUCAUAUCUGUCGCACGCGGAAUUCAUUAAUAUAUUUUUUUUCUAUAAUAUUAAUCAUGUAUCACAUAUAUUUUAAUAAUCAAAACCAGUAUAUAGAAAUUAUAUUUUUUAAUAGCGUCAGUUUACGUUUCGAUUGGCAAGGCAGCUAGUUGUAUUUAUAUUAAGUGUACUUUGAGAGCCUUAUUAAUAAAAAGGAUUGUCCGAGGUCAUUAUACCGUAGCAUGUCAUAAGGAUGUAUGGACCAAAAGUUUUUAUUAGUAAGGGCAAAAAGUGAAAUGUAAAAUUUUAAUGGAAAUGAAAUUUUUGAUGACGUCCAACUUAUAAUGUACAAUAAACCUACGGUCAGAUAUUAAAGUGUUAUUGAUAAUUAAAUUAUUUUGUUAUCUGUGGAGGCGAGACAUUUAUUAUCUGUCAGUUCUUAUAAUGGGUCGCGCUGGGAUAUAUAUAUAUUAUUUGUUAAUUUUUAUUAUGCAAGUAUGUUUUUUUCUCUAGUGUCCGUCUGUUUGUUUAGUAUCGACCUUCCGAACAUAAUAGUUAUUAUGAAAAUAGAAUUCUUCCAAAAUAAUAGUUUCAUAGACUUUCAUAGAAUGCUCUUAUAUGUUUUGUUCCCGUCCGUAUAUUAAUUUAGUAUUGAGAUUGUUUUGUUUUACCUCACCAUCACGAGAAUUCAUUCCAGAUCACGCGAACAAAUUAACAGUACAUUUUCAUAUAUAGAAUAUAAAAUAUAUAUAUAGGUUAGUGCAGUUAGCUGCGAGUUCAUUAAUAUAGAACCAGCCUGUAAUUAUUCUUUUAAGUAACAAUUACCAUAAAAUAUAAAAAAAAACAUGACUAUUUUAAGUUGUAACAUCUUUUUGGAUAGUGUUUGAUUCGACCGGCGGUUGUGAGGAUACCGAAAUAUUUACAAUACGUGUAAACAAUUGAGAGAUAAAAAAAAUUCAUAUAGAAUUAUAAAAUGGCUGGAACGGGAACGAUGAAACACUAUCCAACGAGAUCAUUAUUCAUAAUAUAGAUUUUAUUUAGUCAUUUGUAUGAGUAAGUUGAUUUCUUGUGCGUACAUUAUUUAAUUGGCUCCGUUCCUAUAGUGAGGCCGCGUUAUAUCCUACGUUUUAUUUAUGCCUGAUAUAGAAUUAGUGAUGUGAUUAGGGAAAUAUUGAAAUCGCUGACACGAUACACGGUCCCGUGUGAUGUCGGCGGAGGUGGUCGCUGUCGGACUCAUGUUAUAUGGCGUGCAAUAAUUUAUGUGUAACAUUACAAUAGUUGUAUGAAGAAAAAUAUAUAAGUUGUUUCAAUCGGUGACCCGUGAACACGUCGCUGACUCCUAAGACUGAUUGGAACAUCGCUGGAACAUCGCGGAUACUGUCAAUUUGUAUGAUAAAUGUUAAUUUCAUAGCAAUAUAAAGAUCUAUCGGAUGUCGCCGGGCGUGGCGGGGGUAUACGCUGACGUCAUUCGGAGUUACGUAGUAUUAAUAGACUGAGUAAACAGAUAUCACUUGGCCACUUGAUUUGAUAUAUUUUAUAAUACUGUAUAUGCUUGCAUCGAACUAACGAUCCGUGGCUCACACGGACACGGGCGACAUGUAGCAGCUCGGAUGACACGAUUGUAUUUAGCUUGGAUAACAAAGAUAGUGGAAAAUAUUGAAAUCGUGAUAGAUUAAGGGUUUGUAUUGUGAUUGUGAGUGACACCGCGGUACGUGUCUAGUGUACUAAGUGUGGCCUAUACGGUGUCCACGGUAUAGACCAAAGGAUGUGUCUGAAAACACUCGAUAUUGGCGAUUUUCUAUGGUGUAUUCGAUAAGUCACCCAUAAUUUAGACAUCACAACUUUUUCUCCCCCUUAUCAAUAAUUUCGGCUAAGUGAAGUUGAGAAUAUUUUGUAGUGACGUCGUCGCAUGUUAUCUGCGACGGACGGAACGUUUAUAGGCAAAUGAGUUUUUUGAUAUGGUAUUGUGAAAGAGAUAAAGUAUAAUUAUCCUCUCGUUGAAUAGAACGUAAAUUGUACACAUCGCAGUAUAACCGAAUGUAAGCGUAAGUCUUUAAGUAAUUAAUAGUUGUACCUAAUUGUUACUUUCUAUUUGCUAGAUAGAUAAUCAAAUUAGAGUGGAUAUUGAAAUUUGAAGUCAAAUUGUGUGAUCUCUAGACGCGAAUGAUUUUUUCGUCGUUUUUAUAAUGUGAGGUGUGGUCGCGGGUAUUUGUCGCCUUUGUAUGGACCUUCCAUUACCACAGACGCUAUAUGGCACCGUUUUGUUUGACGACUAACAUUCGGUACGUCCUCAUUAGAUGGGUGUCUAAAACCCGUGCUGAGGUUUCGAGUGCGCCGACAGACGCGUAUCGUACUGUGUAGUUAAUUUAAAUUAUAAUUUUUAAAGUUUCGCUUACUAAGUAAGUCAUGUUCUGUCGGCUUGAGGCGAGUGGGUGUUUUUUUGAGAUAGUUAUUAACUUUUAUGUAUUAUAAUACAUGAUGCUUUUGAAACUGAAUUGAAUUCUUAUUGUUAAGUAUAUAAAUAUUCAUUAUCAUAGAAGUCGGUUCUCAGUGUUUAUUUUUUUUUUCUCUUCUGUAAAAAUGUUAAUUUGCAAACGCAAUUUGACUUAUAUUCAGUUAAGGUCACAACCUGUUUUUAAAAAAUACGAAAAUAUUUGUUAACUCAUAAUUAAAUAAAGCUUAUUAUAAGA